UACAGUGGUAGUGCUGUUGUAGUAACAAGAGCAAGACUGCCGUGUGCUUGUCAGAGUUUGAAUGUAAUUAUCAACUGACCGUCAACAAUAUCACUCCUAGCAGAAAACUGAAGAAGAAUAUGAUACAUGGUGCACACCAGCCAUAGCUAUAGAUUAGAUGUGUGUGCUGGUUAGUUGCUUGUUCUAGUAAUUCCUAUCUGUGCACCUGUUACACUCAGGUCUAUUGCUGAUAGUUUAGAGUCGUGUAGUCACCGUCAACUGUAGCUGCGGCUGCUCAAGCAGCUGUGGGCUACCAUGAAGAGAUCUUGCCCAUCACCAAACCAGGGCAGACCUCAGACAAAGAGACAGCAAAGAUGGAGGGUGGCUUCGCUGCCAAAGGCUGUCAGAGAGCUGCGGGAUUCGCUAUGUGAAAUCUACACCAAUGUCCGCACUCUGGUUGAAGACAGCAGCACAGAGGAGGUGAGAAGUUUGAACAUGGAUGAGAUCUAUGCAAACUUGCAUGUUGUCCCACUUGAAGAGCUUAGUGCAAGAAUGCAGCAGCUGAAUGCUGACAAAUUAGGCAGCAGUGCUGGUAUUGAGCAGCUCGCACACUCCCUUGCUUCAGCUGCAAAGAAGCUGUGCAAAAUAAAGCUGGCCAACAUCCUCACAGCCAAGAAGUCCAUGAGAUUAGCCAGGAGGAGGGAAACGUUCCGCACCAUUGCCCUCUCUUGCGCUGGUGGGGGGAAGACGUGUCUGUUUACCAAGAAAGGUCCUUACGACUGGGCACUGGGUCGCAUUUGGCAAGAGAUGGCUCUGGUGUUCGCCCUUGAACUCCGCUUGCCUUCCGUGCGCCAAGCUACGUGUGCCGCUGAGCUUCUGGCAUUGAGGAGUCACGACAUCAUCUCGGGUACUGAUCAAUCUGAGAUCUGCGCAUACGUGAAAGCCCAUCCAGAGAGAAUUUGCGUCAUACUCGAUGGAUUGGACGAAACGAAACUAGACGAGUGCAGCCAGUACGUCCAGGAUGUCAUCGCCGGAAAACGCUUGCCCGGUAUUCGCCUCAUCAUAACAUCACGCCAUUCCACGGAAGCAAUGAAUCUCAUCCACAACCCAGAGGUUGUGUUCCACCAAAGCGUCGAGCUCUUGGGCUUCGAGCAGAAGGAGUUAGAGAAGUACGUCCGCAAGGUCCUCUCAGCUGAGAAAGCGUGCAGUCUCCUGGACAAGCUGAAGAGAAGUCCUCAACUGGCAGCAAUCAUGCGCACUCCACUGUACGCUAGCAGCAUAUGCCAGCUCUAUUCCAACCAGCGAGACAUACCGGAUACGCUAGGCAGGAUCUUCAACUCCAUGAUUCUCAAUGUCAUUCAACCAAAGACGGAGAAAGGCCUGAAGAAGACUAAACCUUACGAGAAGAUGAACGAUGUUCCUGAUGGAAUGCAGGAAAGCCUUCUUCAUCUCGCCAAGUUCGCUUUCCACAUGCUCAUCCGGCGGAAGGUCGUCUUCACGGAGGCUGAUUUCAGCAUGUUUGCACUGUCAUCGGCAGCUCGGUCACUCGGUCUUCUCAUUGCCUGUGAUAAGCCACUUUCACGGGCCCAUCCGCAAUGGCGUUUUAGCCACCUGGCACUUCAGGAAGCUCUAGCAGCUCGUUACAUCGCUAGCCGCAGUCCGAAUGCAGCUGACGUCGCUUGGCUUGUACAGCGCCUUGGAGCAUUCACAGGCAGCCUCAACAUGUUUUGGCGCUUACUGGCCACUGAGCUGGACAGUGAGUCCGUCAAUGCGUUGAUUGAAGCCAUUGUCAAUCCGCAGUCCACACCCUCCACUCAGCCACACGACGACAGCAAGUACGUCACAGGAGCAGAAGGGCACAGCGUCACAUGUUUUCUCUUCACAACGCAUGACCACAUCAUGGAAUGGGCCGACCACGUGUCCUCAUGUCUUUUGUUGGAAGACGCGGAGCGUCUUGCAGAAGAAUUGAUAGGCGACAGGAUCGGCCUGGCAUUGUCUGCUCCUGAAGUGGUCCGUCAAGAAAUUGACCCGACCGUCACCAAAAUCACCUGCAAGGAUUUCGUCCGUUCACUGCUACCCAUGUGGACGGAUUGCGUGCCCAGUGCCAGUACACAGAUGCUGCACGACUGCCUAACCAACGUCGGAGUUGGAUCGGCCAUUCGAUGCUUCACCGUCACUCCCACGUCUAAUCUGCCUACAGUUCAUCCACACGACGAACCAGCUCAGCCAAACGCAGCCCAGGACAACGUCAGUGCCGCGGAACGAAGACAACGAAUCCUCUACGCCUUCCGGAUCUUCGCGGAGCACGUCAACAACAAGCAAAGCAGAAUCGAAGACAUCCCCAGCAUACAAGCCAUCAUCAAGCAGCACGGAGUAGAUUUCGACCGCGUUCCUCUCUCGCCAUCCGAUUGCCAGGCCAUCAACGCAGUCAUGAUUCACCACCACCAGUUCAUCACCAGCAUCAGCCUGUACAUCUGUGGUAUAGGUGAUACCGGGUACGCAUGCAUGGCUGAUGGCAUGGCUCUACUACGCAAUCUUACGAUCAUCAACCUGCAACUGAACAACCUAACAGAUCGUCGCACGGCCCAUAUCGCAGCGUGUAUCGCAUCCAACACGUCAACACUGCGACUACUCUACACAGCCAUGAACCUGUUCAGCAGCAAUGCUAUGGCCACCGUCCACAGCAACACACACCGCUGUACGCGACUGCGGGGAGUGGACUUUGGAGGUCAAAAGUGCACCGAUCCAGCAGUCAACCUUGACGUCAUCACCACAGUCUGCAGCAGCUGCCCAGAUCUCCAGGCCGUCAGUCUCGAUGACUGCGUACUGGAUAUGGAAGGUCUAACCCAGCUAGCACCAUUGUUAGGAGCACUGAGGCUGAGAGUGCUGGUGCUGCCCAAGGUUGGGAUGAAGCAGAACUCGGCUACGAUCGUCAGUAGUAUCAUUCAACAGCAACACGAGAGUUUGGAGUUCCUCUCACUCCAGCGCGAUGAGCUAACUGGAGAUUUCCUGGAAACCAUUCGUGGUGAGCUGAGUCAGUGCCGACGCCUAGCGCAGCUGUACCUGGACGACGACUGCCUCUCGUCAGGAGCUCUGCCGGUGCUUGCGUCCCUGCUGCCCAGUCUGCCCAAGCUCUUCUCGCUCAGAAUGGCGAGGAAUGAUUUCCGAGAUGCUGACGACGAAGCAAAGCUGUUCGCCGCCGCUGUCGAGAGCUGCUCAUCUCUGAAGGAGCUGUGGAUGCCUGAAAGAGCUCUAGUGUCUCCACGGCUGCGCGAAGCUCUAAGUGCCAUGGCCAGAGAUGAUGUGAAUGUGCAGUACAAGCAGUUUCGCUGGUACGACGAAGUGGAGAAUGACGAAGAAGAAGAAGAAGACGAGUACGGCGAUGAAGGAGAUAGUGAGAGUGAGGAAUGAGGAGGUGAGAGGAUUCAUACAGUCCGUCUGUGUAUCCUCUUUGGAGUGAAACAUGCGUGUGUGCAUGCGUGCUAGUGCUUCCGCGGGUGUGUGUUUGUACAUGCGUGUCUGUGUGUAUACUUGAGCGUGUACAUGUACGUGUGUAUACUUGAGUGUGCAUUUGUGCGUAUGUGUGUCUGUACGCUUGUGUGUUCGGCUGGUCAUUCGCCCCUUCAUUUUCAGAGAAUACCAGGACUCACUGUUUUGACCUUUGAACCUUGAACUUUGGACCCUGUAAAUGCAUAUUUUCGUUUCGUAAUUUUUUCCGGUAAUUGUGGACUUGUCUUUGAAAGAAUAUGUAGUAAUGAAUUUUUCACUACUGUUCAUGCCUUUUUUCCUAGAAUUGGUGUGAACAUUUCUUUGCAUGAACACUGCACAUGUACAUACACUGUGUCAUUCUCUGGUUUGUAGAUUAUUUGAUGAAAUUUGUCAUGUUUGGUUUAUAAAAACUUGGCAAAAAGAUUGAAAAUGAAUCAUAUCAAACGUAGAAUGUUGAUGUAGAUAUGUUUCUUGAAAUCGAACACUAUUUCCUCAGUAGUGAGAUUUCACAUUCAGUUGGUAUUAGAAUUCUAUGACGAGUGUA
Messenger RNA from Sycon ciliatum, 4012 nucleotides. Its product is annotated as protein NLRC3-like. The transcript has a single exon. NCBI's taxonomy places the organism in Eukaryota, Metazoa, Porifera, Calcarea, Leucosolenida, Sycettidae. Bases 295 to 3390 code for a protein of 1031 amino acids. The record is from RefSeq and is a predicted model, not a curated record.